AGCCUACACUAUAGAAGGGUAAACACUAUGGUAUACCUUACCUGCUACAGAGGGGUGAAAACUAUGUUAUAUGCUGCACGCUAUUUAAAACAAUUUAGCCUACACUAUAGAAGGGUGAACACUAUGGUAUACCUUACAUGCUAUAGAGGGGUGAAAACUAUGUUAUAUGCUACACGCUAAUUAAAACAUUGCUAAGCUGUCCACCUGUUUCAAAUGCCGUGGCCCAUGCAAUGAAUGGCCCAUUCUGAAUUAUAGCUCAUGGCAUCUACAGAGUAGGACCACCUGAUGAAUGACCAUUAUGCUUUUGUUCCUCUGUAUCUUGGAUGAUGUCUGUUAUCCUUAUAUAUAAUUUUCUUUUCUCAAUAAGAUUUUGGUAUCCUUCGAACGAAAAAGAUUUACCACUUGUCGAUUUUAUUGGCAUCCAAAUGACCCUAAAUGAUGGAUCCAUCUGAUAAUUCUAAAAAAAAGAUAGGACCCACCUGAUUGACCGCUUAGAUCUCUCUCUCUCUCUCUCUAACUAUUCUCUAGUUACGCAACACUCCUGCAGAAAUGGAGCAAUGGAUACAAGUGGAGCCAUGGAUAGAUCAAUCGAAGCAGCAACUAGAUCGACUGAUGGAAUGGGUUCAGCGGCAACCAGCAGCACAAUUCUAUGCUACUUUUGCUAUUCUGUUCCUAUCAUCCAUUUUUUUCGUGUUGGUCCGUGUUCUCAAACGCACAAAGUCUAACACCAUAGUGCUUGCGGGUUUAAGUGGCAGUGGAAAGACAAUUCUUUUCUACCAGCUUCGAGAUGGCUCGUCACAUCAGGGUACUGUUACGUCAAUGGACCCAAAUGAGGGGAGUUUUGUGCUGCAUUCUGAAUCUGAAAAGGGCAAAAUAAAGCCAGUCCAUGUUGUCGAUGUUCCUGGGCACUAUCGGCUUCGACCCAAGCUUGACGAGUUCUUGCCACAAGCAGCUGGCCUUGUUUUUGUUGUGGAUGCCUUGGACUUCUUGCCAAACUGUCGAGCAGCUGCAGAGUAUUUGUAUGAUAUUUUGACAAAGGCAGCUGUUGUUAAGAGGAAAAUCCCACUACUAAUUGUAUGCAACAAGACUGAUAAAGUGAGUGCUCACUCCAAGGACUUCAUCAGGAAGCAACUGGAAAAGGAAAUAGACAAGCUACGGGUGUCAAGAACCGGUGCUUCAGCAGCUGAUAUAGCUGAUGAAUUUACCCUUGGUGUGUCCGGGGAGCCCUUUGUGUUCUCUCAGUGUCUUAACAAGGUGAUGCUCGCAGAGUCCUCAGGUUUGACAGGGGAGAUAUCUCAGGUUGAGCAGUUCAUUAGGGAAUAUGUUAGAUGUUAGCGUCCUCACAGCUCAUUUGCAGCUCUUUCGGAAUCAGCAUCUUGUCUUCCAUUACUGAGGGUAACAACCAUUUUCCUUCCGUGACUAAUGAAGGAUUCCAGGUUUUGCAUCGCUUUUUCCUCCAAAGCUCAUGUAACCCCCACCCCCCCCCAAAAAAAAAAAAAAAAGAAAAAAAAAGAAAAAAAAGAAGGAGAUUCUGGGUCAUUCAUCAGGCGGGGCCACGUUGGUUGUAGCAGCAUGUCAAAAUCUACUUGGAUUUUUGUAUGAAAGAUCAAAAUCCAUUGGAACUGUGGAUGAUGGUUGGGAUGUGUUUGUAUGGUAGUUUUACUAGGAUGCUAUGUCAUCGACAAUUUCCAAGAUGUUAUCAGAUUAUUACAGGUGGAAGUAGAGCUCUGGCUGCAGUUCGCAUGUGGCCUUUCAGU
Messenger RNA from Magnolia sinica, 1757 nucleotides. RefSeq lists its product as uncharacterized. The record is from RefSeq and is a predicted model, not a curated record. Bases 550 to 1335 code for a protein of 261 amino acids. Gene Ontology annotation, cellular component: signal recognition particle receptor complex. Gene Ontology annotation, biological process: protein targeting to ER. The transcript has 6 exons. Lineage: Eukaryota; Viridiplantae; Streptophyta; Magnoliopsida; Magnoliales; Magnoliaceae.